Molecule: messenger RNA, 2775 nt
Organism: Nestor notabilis (Kea)
Lineage: Eukaryota; Metazoa; Chordata; Aves; Psittaciformes; Psittacidae
Gene: NRP2
Product: neuropilin 2
Biological process (GO): vascular endothelial growth factor signaling pathway; angiogenesis; axon guidance
Cellular component (GO): membrane
Molecular function (GO): vascular endothelial growth factor receptor activity; semaphorin receptor activity
Source: RefSeq, a predicted model, not a curated record
AUGCCAGUGGGCAAGUGGGUCAUCUCCAGGUACGACUACAUCGAGAUCCGAGAUGGGGACAGUGAAGCAGCAGACCUGCUGGGCAAGCACUGUGGGAACAUAGCACCUCCUACCAUUAUCUCUUCUGGUCCCUCUCUCUAUAUCAAGUUCACCUCUGACUACGCACGACAAGGUGCCGGUUUCUCACUGCGCUACGAGAUCUACAAGACAGGCUCUGAGGACUGCUCCAGAAACUUCACCUCCUCCAAUGGCACUAUCGAGUCUCCAGGUUUCCCUGACAAGUAUCCACACAACCUGGACUGCGUCUUCACCAUCAUAGCCAAGCCAAAGGCAGAAAUCCUCCUCCACUUUCUGCUCUUUGACCUUGAGCAUGACCCAUUGCAGGCAGGAGAAGGAGACUGCAAGUACGACUGGCUGGACAUCUGGGAUGGCAUCCCUCAGGUUGGCCCCUUGAUAGGCAGGUACUGCGGCACUAAGAUGCCAUCGGACAUCCGCUCCACCACCGGCGUCCUCUCGCUUACCUUCCACACGGAUCUGGCAGUGGCUAAAGAUGGUUUCUCUGCUCAGUACUACUUAAUCCAGCAGGAAGUCCCAGAAAACUUCCAGUGCAAUGUGCCGCUGGGGAUGGAGUCUGGCAGGAUCUCCAACAUGCAGAUCAGUGCCUCCUCCACCUACUCAGAUGGGAGAUGGACCCCUCAACAGAGCCGGCUCAACAGCGAUGACAACGGCUGGACCCCCAAUGUAGACAGCAACAAAGAGUACCUCCAGGUGGACCUUCACUUCCUGACUGUGCUCACAGCCAUUGCUACACAGGGUGCCAUCUCUAGAGAAACCCAGAAUGGCUACUAUGUCCGUACCUACAAGCUGGAGGUCAGCACCAACGGGGAGGACUGGAUGAUGUACCGACAUGGGAAAAACCACAAGACAUUUCAGGCCAACGAGGAUGCCACAGAGGUGGUUCUCAACAAGAUCCACAGCCCGGUGCUCACACGCUUCGUGCGCAUCCGUCCCCAGAGCUGGCACAACGGCAUCGCCCUGAGGCUGGAGUUGUAUGGCUGCCGCAUCACUGAUUCGCCCUGCUCCAACUUGCUGGGAAUGCUUUCUGGCCUCAUCCCUGACUCCCAGAUUUCAGCCUCUUCCACCAGAGGCUACGACUGGUCUCCCAGCAUGGCCUCCAGCCGCUCAGGCUGGUUUCCUCGUGUCCCCCAAGCCCAGCCUGGGGAGGAGUGGCUGCAGGUGGACCUUGGUGUCCCGAAGAAUGUCAAAGGCGUCAUUAUCCAGGGUGCUCGUGGAGGGGACAGCGUGACCACGACAGAGUCCCGCUCCUUUGUGAAGAAGUUUAAGGUGGCUUACAGCAUGAAUGGAAAGGACUGGGACUUCAUCCAGGACCCCAAAACAAUGCAAGCCAAGCUUUUUGAAGGCAACAUCCACUACGAUAUCCCUGAAGUCCGGAGGUUUGACCCUGUUCUUGCCCAGUACAUCCGAGUGCACCCAGAGAGGUUUAUGCGUCUGGAGGUACUGGGCUGUGACUGGACAGAUGUAAAGCCCACUGCAGAGACACUGGUGCCCACUUUGAAGAGUGAAGAGACCACCACCCCAUAUCCAACUUAUGAAGAAGCAACUGAGUGUGGUGAUAGCUGUGGGGAAGAGGAGGAUUUCCACCUCCCUGCAAACUUCAACUGCAAUUUUGAUCUUCCUGAAGACCUCUGUGGUUGGUCACAUGACUUGGCAACGGGUUAUACGUGGUCUUUACAGCCUACAAGCACUUGGACUGGCAACUCUGAACCAAGCCCUGAGACUGUGCCUGAUGGCAAGAAUUACCUGCAGCUGCAGAGCAGUGGAAGGAGGGAAAGCCAGCGAGCCCGGCUCAUCAGCCCCACCAUCUAUCUGCCCCGGAGUGCUGUCUGCAUGGUCUUCCAGUACCAGGCAUGGGGCAGCAAUGGAGUGAUGCUACGGGUCUGGCGGGAAGCCAGCCAGGAGCACAAGGCGCUGUGGGUCAUCAUGGAGGACCAAGGGGAGGAGUGGAGGGAAGGCCGCAUCAUCUUGCCAAGCUACGACAUGGAGUACCGGAUUGUGUUUGAGGGAUUUAUACGCAGUGGUUACUCGGGAGAGCUCGCCCUCGAUGACAUCCGGCUGGGGACCGACAUCCCGCUGGAGAACUGCAUGGAACCCAUCACAGCUUUCCCAGUAAACUUCCCAAGAAUGGAGGAUGACUUUCCAAUCUCUGAGCAAGACUUUGAAGACGAUGAUUCAGAUUACUUUGGAUCGGAUAGGAACGACACACUGUUCUCUACUAACUCUCCAGGAACCCCGAAGCUGGACAAAGAAAAAAGCUGGCUGUACACGCUGGAUCCCAUCCUGGUGACCAUCAUAGCGAUGAGCUCUCUUGGAGUCCUCCUCGGGGCCAUCUGCGCUGGUCUGCUCCUCUACUGCACAUGCUCAUACGCCGGGCUGUCCUCGCGGAGUUCCACCACGCUGGAGAACUACAACUUCGAGCUAUACGAUGGCAUCAAGCACAAGGUCAAGAUGAACCACCAGAAGUGCUGCUCGGAGGCCUGAUGGGUGCCCUGGGGGUCACCCUCGGCAUUGUGCCCGGUGAGGUGGGCUGGCAGGGGGGUUCUUUAUUUGCUGUUUUCUAUGGGAACUGAAUGCCAUAACGGGGAAUGAGGGGUGCGGGAGGAGCGAGGGGAGGCGCUGCUCCUGACGCCAGGUCCCGCUGGUGGGUCACGCUCCGCCAGGACUGAGCGGGCUUUCCCGCAACCUGGACUGUGCUGG